AUGGUUGGGGACUCAACUUCACGUGCAUGCGUUUUCAUAGAUUCAAGCAAUCCAUCAAUUCCAGGUCAACUCAUAAAUUCUUCAACUCCAAUGAUUCGUCCUCCUUUCCCUCCUCGCAUAAAUCCACACGAUUUAAUUUCAUCUUCCAAGAAUAAUACUGGUAAUAAAAAAAUUCCUACGAGAGCUCCGAAUGCUUUCAUAAUUUAUCGCAAGAUAUUUAUCGAAACCGCUCGUUCUCAAGGUUAUUAUUUGCCAAUGACCGUCAUCUCUUCAAUGGCUUCUCAAUCUUGGGAAAAAGAGAAUGAUGUCGUUAAAUCCGAAUAUAAGCGUCUUGCUAAAGAAGCUUUUAACCUUCGUUGUGAAAUGUUACCAAAAUCUUUUACAUCAUCUCGCCGUAGAAAGCGAGAAAAGUGGAACAUCAUCUCCUUUGAGGAUAUCAGCAACGGUGAAGGUUACGUGAGUAAAAAAGGAAAUUCGAAUAUUCAAAAAGUUAUUCCUGUGAUAUCUCCUGAAAUAAAUCAUGAUAUCUCUCUGAAGGAGAGUUACAAUACUGCCCAAAGUUCUCUUUCAUCAUCAUCUAGUAGUAAAGAUCACGGGGAGCGCGAUUCCUAUGCCGAAUAUAAACCGCCAAUUUCUCCAAGCAAAAUCAGUAAAAUUCAAUUAUUGUUAAAUGAGUAA
Molecule: messenger RNA, 678 nt
Organism: Funneliformis caledonium
Lineage: Eukaryota; Fungi; Glomeromycota; Glomeromycetes; Glomerales; Glomeraceae
Source: the annotation of a GenBank genome assembly